Symphalangus syndactylus (siamang) is the source of this 1401-nucleotide messenger RNA. It is a transcript of the gene ATRAID, whose product is annotated as all-trans retinoic acid induced differentiation factor. Gene Ontology annotation, cellular component: intracellular membrane-bounded organelle. The record is from RefSeq and is a predicted model, not a curated record. Lineage: Eukaryota; Metazoa; Chordata; Mammalia; Primates; Hylobatidae. Gene Ontology annotation, biological process: positive regulation of osteoblast differentiation.
GAGCCUCUCGGCACCGGCUCACGCUCUCCAGGCCCACCUGCCCGGUCUCCACACGUGGGUAGCCGGAGCUGGGCCGCGCGCCCUGGCCGGGAGCUCGCGGGGCCAGGGCCCCGCCCCCUGCCCGCCCCGCUCGCCGCGCCGCCAUGUUUACUGAGGGCGGAUGGAGGGGCCCGAGUUUCUGCGAAGGCGCGACCUCGGCGUCCGGACGCGGGGAACACCGGGCUGAGGGAGUCUGCAGUCGGCUCCGGGAAGCCGCGCGGCGACGGGGGAGGCCUUCACUAAAGGGGAAAAGGAAGAGGGGGUCGGCCAGUGUCCCCGAAAGAGGGCUGGGGCGCAUGAAGAUCAGCGCAGAGCUCCACGAGCAGGAAAAACCCCCAAGCAGCCCCACGGCGACUGGACCGGGCCGCUUAGGCCACGCCCGGGGAAGAGGGCCUGACGCGCUGCGGGGCGGGGCCGCGGGGCCGGGUCGCGCGAGCAGCGGAGCACCAAGGGAACGGAAAAUGGCGCCUCACGGCCCGGGUAGUCUUACGACCCUGGUGCCCUGGGCUGCCGCCCUGCUCCUCGCUCUGGGCGUGGAAAGGGCUCUGGCGCUACCCGAGAUAUGCACCCAAUGUCCGGGGAGUGUGCAAAAUUUGUCAAAAGUGGCCCUUUAUUGUAAAACGACACGAGAGCUAAUGCUGCAUGCCCGUUGCUGCCUGAAUCAGAAGGGCACCAUCUUGGGGCUGGAUCUCCAGAACUGUUCUCUGGAGGACCCUGGUCCAAACUUUCAUCAGGCACUUACCACUGUCAUCAUAGACCUGCAAGCAAACCCCCUCAAAGGUGACUUGGCCAACACCUUCCGUGGCUUUACUCAUCUCCAGACUCUGAUACUGCCACAAGAUGUCAACUGUCCUGGAGGAAUUAAUGCCUGGAAUACUAUCACCUCUUAUAUAGACAACCAAAUCUGUCAAGGGCAAAAGAACCUUUGCAAUAACACUGGGGACCCAGAAAUGUGUCCUGAGAAUGGAUCUUGUGUACCUGAUGGUCCAGGUCUUUUGCAGUGUGUUUGUGCUGAUGGUUUCCACGGAUACAAGUGUAUGCGCCAGGGCUCGUUCUCACUGCUUAUGUUCUUCGGGAUUCUGGGAUCCACAACUCUAUCCGUCUCCAUUCUGCUUUGGGGGACCCAGCGCCGAAAAGCCAAGACUUCAUGAACUACAUAGGUCUUACCAUUGACUUAAGAUCAAUCUGAACUAUCUUAGCCCAGCCAGGGAGCUCUGCUUCCUAGAAAGGCAUCUUUGGCCAGUGGAUUCGCCUCAAAGUUGAGGCCGCCAUUGGAAGAUGAAAAAUUGCACUCCCCUGGUGUAGACAAAUACCAGUUCCCAUUGGUGGUGUUGCCUAUAAUAAACUUUUUUCUUUUUUUUU